AUGCGCACGUUGGACGUGAACUACCAGAAGCGCAUCACGGCCUACGGGCUCCAGCGCUCACUACCUGUGCUAGAGACACUAGCCCGCAACAUCCGGCUCUACGGUCAGGAGUCUUUGUUGAAUGCUUUCGACGACGGUCAGGAUGGUAUGUGGAAGCAGAUCAAUAUGCCCACCGACUCUAAAGUGUUCGAGCAGAUCUUUCAAGUGCUUGCUUUUCGCGCACGCAAGAAGCAAGAUGCAGAGAUCUUAAUGCUGGCCAACCCUUUGCUGGAGAUUGUGAGUUCGGUGGGGGAAGUAACUGCGUGCCAAUUUGUUGAACAAUUGGGUAGUUUGCAACAUCAUCUGUGA
This is a messenger RNA of Parastagonospora nodorum SN15, 348 nucleotides long. RefSeq lists its product as hypothetical. The transcript has a single exon. Lineage: Eukaryota; Fungi; Ascomycota; Dothideomycetes; Pleosporales; Phaeosphaeriaceae. The record is from RefSeq and is a predicted model, not a curated record. The coding region runs from base 1 to 348 and encodes 115 amino acids.